Sinocyclocheilus rhinocerous is the source of this 2240-nucleotide messenger RNA. Its product is annotated as solute carrier family 46 member 3-like. Gene Ontology annotation, molecular function: transmembrane transporter activity. Lineage: Eukaryota; Metazoa; Chordata; Actinopteri; Cypriniformes; Cyprinidae. The record is from RefSeq and is a predicted model, not a curated record. Gene Ontology annotation, biological process: vacuolar transmembrane transport. Gene Ontology annotation, cellular component: lysosomal membrane. Bases 70 to 1470 code for a protein of 466 amino acids. The transcript has 6 exons.
UGUUUAACUGUCACAUUGAUUACAGAAGAGUCUCAGCAGUAGAGAGGAAUUUCUGAUGUAUUCUUUUGAAUGAAGAAACACAUCCUCGACACAAUGAAGAGACUGUACUUCAUCGAGCCGAUCGUCGCGAUUUACGCGUUUGCCAGUUUUAUGGUUUAUCCCCUCGUGCAGCAGUACGUGUAUCGCAGAUUGUGGCUGGAGAUCACAAACUCUUCUUACCCCGUGUCCGACAACACUUCCCAUUGCGCCGCCAACAGCACCAGCCACAGCAGACAGCGAGAUGAGGUGCAGAAAGCAGCUUCUCUGUUCUCCAUGUACAGUGAUUUGUCUUCCAUGAUCCCCAGUCUCAUAGUGACCCUCCUCCUGGUGGCCUACAGCGAUCAGCGCGGCCGAAAGAUCACUAUUAUUUUGCCCCUCAUUGGGUCUCUGGUCUACACGCUUUCAUUCCUGGCGGUCUCCUUCUUCGAGCUCAACCUCUACCUCCUCAUUGCCGCCAGCUUCGUAAGUGCCCUCUUUGGGGGUAUCGGCACCAUGCUAGGCGGCUGCUUCUCCUAUGUGGCCGAUUUGUGCGAGGACAGCAAGCAGAAAACUCUUCGCAUGGCUGUGGUGGACAUGAUGAUUGGCUUGUUGGCCGGUGUGGCGUCAAUCUCCACUGGCUACUUCCUGCAUGCGGUCGGGUUCAACUGGCCUUUCUUCACGUCUGCCAUAUUUCAGGCGGUUAACUUGCUAUAUGCCAUCUUCAUUCUGGAAGAAACCAGGGUGAUUGACCAGUCAGAGACUGUGGCUUGUUGUCAGGCCAUGCAGAAACUUGUAUGUGGUAUCUACAACUUGUUUGCAGGAGGCAGUAGUCAAAGAAAAUGGAUUCUUGUGCUGUUGAUUGUCACUUUCUCCUCCUUAUCUUUUGUCAAUACGGGGGGUCUGUCCAUGAUCACACUUUACGAACUCAAUGAGCCGCUGUGCUGGAGCGAGUUCCUCCUCGGCUAUGGCGCCGCGGCCAGCACCUCCAUCUUUAUCACUAGUUUUGUCGGUGUGUAUUUGUUCUCCCUCUGUCUGUCUAACACUGCCAUCGCCUUCAUCGGGAUGCUGUCAGUCGCUAUAAGCAUGUUCAUGACGGCCUUCGCAAAGACCACGCUCAUUAUGUUUCUCGUAAGGAUUCCUGCUAUGUUUGCCAUCAUGCCGUUCCCUGUCCUGCGUUCGAUGAUGUCAAAGGUCGUCUCAAAGUCUGAGCAGGGAGCACUCUUUGCCUGUGUGGCCUUUACGGAAAACCUGAGCACUAACGGGUCCUCUGUGGUUUUUAGCAGAAUCUAUGCGGCCACCGUGGCAUGGUGUCCUGGCUUUAUCUUUCUGUUGGGUGCUGGACUCUGUAUCAUUCCCAUAAGUCUAUUAGGCAUCCUUAGGUGUUUCCAUUCAUUGGAUUCUAAUGACACUCAAGCACUCUUAUCAGAAGAUGGGACUGAAGCCUCACCAUGACCCACCUGAAGCUUAAAAUCAACGGGAGUUUGGAUACCUCAUGGUUCCCCUGUGUGGUUCUUUACAUUACCUCAUACCAACACAUGUGGGUAAUCUGUUCAAGCCUAUGUGUAUUUUUAGUAUUUUGAGUCGCUGCCAUGAAAUAUGCAUUUUUGCUGAAAUGCAGUAUAUGCUUAUGGUGGUUUUGGAAGGGAACAGAACUUUAUAUUUCUAAAGGGAAAUUUUUUUGAAAGAGGGAGUAUUUUUAAAAAUAAUAAUAAUAAUAAUUUCAGCAAAAACUAAAUUUAUAUUUCCUUAAGGAAAUACCAGUCACUUGCAAGGCAGCAACAAAACAGUAACAGUCUAAGGUGAGUUUAGGUUAGGCUUUGAAUCUGUUUCGUCCACAAACAAGAAUGUAGUUAAUGUGAAGGGUAAUGACAAGACCAAUCACAAUUCAGUAUGCAAAUGGUUGUAAGAAAGAUGACCAAUCCAAUUAAGUAUGCAAAUAUAACAAUUAUAUCUUCACCUUUAAAGAACUUAAGGGUUUAAAUAUUGAAAUCGAUCAUUGAUCGUGGUUUGAAUAGAGUUAAAGAGACCAGAAUAGAGUUAGUUUGAAUAGAUUUAGAAUUAGAACUGAAUUAAUUUAUUGUAUGUACUGAAUUAAGUGCAGAAGUUUAAUACUUAGAGAUUGAAUGUUUGAGGGAUAUCAGUACAUUGCUGCCUCACAAGUGUAAAGUUUGGGCUGAUGUGCAAUACAUUCUUGUUUUGUUUGAACCAACAUUUACUGUAGA